AUGUCCAAAACCCACAUCCUGUCCAGUUCGUGAGAAGUCUGGUGACUAAUGUCUAUUUACAUAACACCAUUCAAAAGAACUCUUAACAUUAUGUAUUAAACUCUAUUGCCGAUUUGUCAUAUCUUGCUUAAUACAUGUAGUUCUCGAACUGACAUAUGCCACAUUAACUUUCCAUAAUCUUACUGUAGAUUUCUUUGUAUUGGUAUUUCAACAGAAAGUAAAAGACCACUUGAACAAAAUAAAGGUAUUUUUAUUCAAUAAGUUCUUUGUAGUUUCACAUGAAGAAAGUAUAAUAUUAUAUUGUGUAUUAUCUGUAUAUUUAAUUCAUUAUCAGGAACCGGGGGACCAAGGGGGCCUUGCCCCCCCACCCUCCCAAGGUUUCAGAAGACACGCAAAAAGUGCCUUCUCUCCGGUGGCAAAGUGCCCUUUGUCUCAUGAAAAAUGUUAUUCAGAAAAUAACCUGCAAAAAAAUAAGUGCCCUUAACAAGUAAAUGUCCAUGAAACAAACAAAUUUAUCUUUUCAUUCAUGUUUUUAAAACAUAUGUGGUCAAAAACGUUGAUUAUACGUUGCAAUUCGAAAUUUGAGCAAAUGUUCAGGUAUUAUAUUAAGCAUGGAGUAUGUGAUUGCAAAAUUGUUUUCCUUCAGUUUAUUAAAGUUUUGGUUUGUUGUGUUUCGGUCUAUAAACCAAAACUUUGAUAUUUUUUCAACUAAUUUUUAAAUAUAGCAACUUCUUUUCAAUGCAAAUAGUUUGAUGCUCUUUUAUUGUAUUGAUACUCUGGAGGUGUACUAAAAUGAAAAAAUAGGUUUCUUGUGCUGCAUAUAACUUUAUGGAAAACCUGCUCUUUCAUAAUAAUUAUUAGUGAGCUUUUGAUCCGUCAGUGUAACCCUGAUCUUUAUCACUUCCUUGUGUUUUUCCACAGUAGGGUUAAAGGCUCUUUUUCAACUGAUCACAAAGUCAACUGGCAAACUCUGCCUGCGAGUGCUUGCAUCCAACUGUCGAGUAUUGUGAUUGGACGAAAGCACUCGCAGCAAGCUUGUGUGCUGACUUUUGCAAUGAAUGGAAAAGAGACAUCUAAUGAAUUGGUCUGGAAAUGGGAAUUUGCUGAAACUCCCCAGGGGUGAAGUUUAUGAAUGCUUAUAGGAAAAACAUCAAAAGGUUUGGGUCACCGAACUCGUUCCGAAGAUAUGACAAGAAUGACAAGUGCAAUAUGCCACCUUUUCCCCAUGCAUAUGGUUUGGCCCUUUUGCGAGUUACCGGAACAAUCGCAAAUUCUCAACCGUUAUCAAAUUGCAAGGGAAACCAUAUACUAUUAUACUAUUACUUAUUAAUAAUAUACAUGAAAAACGCAUUUUUAAAAAAGGCCCUGGGAACGAGGUUGGAAGAACUAUGUAGUCAUGUGCGUAAGUCGCAUUUAGAAAUUAUGAAAUGAAGAAAAUUAAGAAAUUUGAAAUGUAAAAAAUAAAUAUAUGUUAUUUACCGGAUUGGAGGUGCGUAUAGAGAAAUAUUUCUCGAGGUCUUAAAAACGGCCCGAGGCCGAAGGCCGAGGGACGUUUUUAAGACCGAGAGAAAUAUUUCUCUAUACGGACCGACCAUACCGGUAAAUAAUAUUUUUAUUUUUUUUAAUUCCUCCUCUGGAUUUCCUCAAUCACUCCUCCCGCACGCGAAUGAAGCUGCCAAAUAUAACGUCGUUUCUAUCAAUGCUAUAUCGGGAAGAGUAAUAUCUUUUGUGAGAUAGUAAAGUUCGCUUUCAUGCACUGUGUUCUUCAUCGUCUGCAGACAUUUUAAUAUUUUAAAAAGUAGCCUUUAAACUCGUCUUUAAAUUUUGAAAAAUAAAUACAUUGGCUGUACGGCCUUAAAUCUCGCGCGGUCCGUACGGGCUCAUACGGACCGCUCACGUAGCCAAUCGAUUGCAGAAAAGCGUAAAAUAUGACUUCGGACCGCAAGAAAUAAAAUAAAGAAAAUUAUUAUUUAUAGAAUAAAAAUUGCACUGCUCUUAUAUAUGCUCUUUAUAAUAUAUAGAAUUGAGAAAUUUUUUAAUGUAUAUUAUUUUAAUUUAUUAACAGCAAAAUAUAAUCGGUGUUACCGACCUUUUUUAAUUAAAUAGGAAACAAAUACAACAUACCUGGUUUGCAUAUACAAAAACUUAACUCAACAUUGGCGUGAAAUUUUUUACACCCGCCAUUUUGCUUCCCACAAAUUGGGCAUUUUAAUUUAAUUCCAGCUGUCCCACAUGCACAUACGAUUAAAAUUUUGUCGGAUGCAUGGAAUUUAAUGAACAGCAAACCGUGCAAUAUGGUUCAAUGUGUCGUGAUCAUAAUCAGCCAUGUUCUUACACAUCUUCGAGUGUUUCUAUUACGAGUAGUUCCAUGGAGUAAUAGGAACACGCCUCAACACCAAUAAGCACUAAUACUUAUACAGAAUUAAUAAUUAAUUAUAAACACAAUCAAUAAUAUUUUAUUAGAGCAACCAUGUGUCAGUGAUGAAGUGGCUGGACUAUUAGAAAUGUCGAAACCAAUUUUUGUGAAUGGUCGAUAUGUGAGGGCGAAACUUAGUGCGAGAAGAUUGGCAAAGAUGAGAAAACAGUAUAUAGCAGAUGGUUAUUAUUGGCCGGAGAAACCCCUGCGAGAUAGAUCCCUGGAUAUGACGAGUAAGGGAUCAAAGAAAGAAAAAGCAAGAGAGGAAAGGUAAAUAACUGGUUUCACUACAUUUUCAUUCUAGACCUAUGUCAGUAACCAUCGUGUGGGUCAACGUACUUUAAAAAAUAUGGGCUUUGUCGAUUGUCCUGAGACUUUUUGGCACAUAAGUCUAACUCCUCCCAUCGUACAUCUCAGCACUGUAUAUCAUGCAGUCGUGCUUUAUAUAUUGGGGAAAUCCGAAAACUUUUGAGGUGAAGACAUUUCGUGCUGUCAUUCUGCCUUGCAGGCUAUGCUGUUAUUGGCAACGAUGCUAACACACGCUGUUAAUUUCAAGCUAGAGUGAAUUUUAGUUCAAAACAAAACGCUCUGUAGAGCGUUAAGUCGCUGGGACUAUAUAGAAUUAGUAUUUUUGCACAAGUGAACAUAACAAAUCCUACACGUUGAUUGGUCAAAUUUGACGUAUUAAGCCGUUAUAUUUACCUACAGGUGAAUAUAACAAAACAGAGAUUUUAAAAUGGCGUCUAUAGCUGUCUUGUGAAAGUUGCUGAUAAAGAAAUAAGCGAAAUUAAAAUAUAUAUUCAGUACCAAAAACACAAAGAUUUGUGUAAAAAUACUAAAACAAUUAUUCACCUCAGGCUUGGUGAUUAUCGGGGAAUAUUCACCUCGACUUCGUCAGUUCGUCUCGGGGAAUAUUCCCCGAUAAUCACCUCGCCUUCGGCGAAUAAUUGUUAAAUAAACACAUUUAUAGGAUAAGUAGCAUGGCCUAUAUGGACAUUUAUUUAUACUUGAGUAGUGAACAGUGGACAAAAAUAUUAAAUUCCUAACACCACAUGCAUUUCAUUAGUUAAUUGUUUUAUAUUACGGGGGAGUUAAAAAUUGCUGGCUGGUAUUUCUAUUUCCGCGCGGGCUGUACAUGUCCACAAUAGUUUUUGCCGGGAUUGUAGGAAUAUUUUCAGCAAACAUAUAAUUGUACAAAGUAUUUCGGUGCUGCUCUAAUUGUAAGAAAAUAUUUUGAUUGUGAAAUACAAAGAACUUUUUUUGUAGUCAAGGAAUGGCGUACCAAACUGUACAGGGACCAGGGUGUCCCAAAAAACCCCGAAAACUAUUGAAAUAAUGUAUUGUUAGAAUUUGAAUGCCUCAGCACUCUGCUGAACCCACACGUGCAUCAAGCUUGACGUAAGUAAAUUGUAUUCACAAAAUAAGUUAAGAAGCCAUUAAAGAAACUGUUUUAAAUUCCCAAGAACAGAAAAUCAUGCGCUUUACAAAGAUAUUUUAAUUUCUUUUAAAAUAAGUCAAUAUUUAAUAUAUGCACCCUUGUCAAUAUAUUACGCAUCUUUGCAUCCAGCUUAGUGCUAAGUCAUUCAAAUUUUAACAAUACGUUAUUUCAAUGGUUUUGCGUUUUUGUGGGGACAGCCUGCAUGGUGCAUGUAUAGGUCCUGCUGAAAAUAUUUCAGAAAUAUCGUAUCACAAAGCGUCAAAGUCUUUAACCCAAACAUUUGUGUCAAACCAUUAACUCGUAACCCUCAAUAUUCGCUAUAUUCAAUACUUUGUGAAAAGUCACCCAGAAAUGGCGGCGUGAGAAAGGGUAAUUAAAGAAAAAUUCGAAAAGUAGCGAAUAAUUUAUCGACUGUUACUUGGAAAGUGAUCAACUAUGAAGAACUCUACAGCCAAGGCGACAUUACUAACAACUCUAAGAAAAACAUAUUGAUUAAAAUGUGAUUUUAUUUUAACAAUUGACGAUUCCCCUUAUUACGUUUUCGUAGCGCUUUGCGUUGUGGUUAUAGUGAUAUCACUGAUAUUCAAGAUGGUUUAUUUUUUGUCCUGACCCGUGCAAGGACUUUUAUAAAAAGCUAUGGUCAGGUGCGCGAUAGCCAACGGCAAAAUAUUCGCGAAAACAUUCAAUAUUUUCAUUUGAGGCCGCUAUCUUUGUCAGUGAUACCGCUAUAACCACAAUGCAAAGCGCCGCGAAAACGUAAUAAUGAGAAUCUAGUAUUCUCGUCUUUUACUACGAGGCCUUCAUUAUUUGUAUGUAACUACGCACUAAUUAAUUUCAGACAAAAAUUAAUUGAAGAAAAUAUGAGAAAGAUGCCACAAAUGAUUGCCGAGUACAGAGCAAAAAUGAAAGAUCUUCGUGCGAAAAAACGCGAUCUGAAGGAAAAACAGAAUGAAAAACAGUUAGAAGCACAACGCUUGGGUUAUCAUCCUAAAGAUCCCAGAGGGUUACAGAAACUUUUGCAAGCCGAGGCAUUGGAGGCAAAAAAGAAGAAACGCAUGCAAAAGAAGGCUCUAGGUUCCAGUUAACAAAGAAAUCGUUAUUAGUGAACUCAGUGGCGGAAAUUCGGUGCCCCUCCCACCUUCACGAAAAAUGACGAAUUUUCGGAAAUUUUGACCUAAGAGGGCUAAAAAACCUUUACUUUUGUCGGUAAUUCAGAAGGCCUUCCCUUCCCACUGGAAAAAGUGAAUUUCCGCCUCUGAGUGAGCUUAUAGCAACCUUUUUGACAACACCACAGAUUAAGUAUAUUAGACAGAUUUAGAUCGCGGACGUCAAACACGACGUGAAAAUGGCGUGGGCACAACAUGCCAUUUUCACGUCGUCUUUGACGUCCGCGUCCUCGAUCUAAAACUGUAUAUUCUUAAUCUGUGACAACAAGUCAAUCGAGCCGUUAUAAAUGGCGAGUGAUGGCGUCAGCAGUUCUUUCUUGAAAUAAAAAAUGGUCAAUGGCAAUGCAGUUUCACGUUCGUUACCAUUUUGGUUACCAUCAAAUAAAAUUCAAUCCAAACUAGUGAACUCUAAGGGAACUAUAGGCCGCCAUCUUUGAAGCCACUCAUGAUGGCCGCCAUAUACGUAAGGCAUCGAAAAUACGCCGCCGAAAAGACAUCUGUUUUUUAGCACUAAAUAGCUGUAUGUCAACAAGGAAAAACGCUAAAAACUUUCAAAAAUACUUGAAAUUUAAUACAAAACUUGUUUCCAGAACGUAGAACAGUUUUAAAGUUAUUUUCUCAGCAGUCAAAGUGGAAAGUUUUUUCGGCACGUUCAAACUUGUGUAAUAUUUUGAAUGGGGAACUGUUACCCAGGAAGAAAUGCUGUUAGUGGACUUCAAAAACUCAUUAAUAAUUCAUGAAGCAAUUAUCCAAUCUUGAGUAAGAAAUUAGUCACGUGCAUACGUCUUUAUACCAGCUAAAGAACACUUUAACAAAAGACCAUUGUUAUGCAAACUAUAUAAAGAUUUUUAUAUGAAGAUUUUUAUAUAAAGAUUUUUAUAUAAAGAUUUUUAUAUAAAGAUUCGACUUAUUAUGCAAACGUUUUUGAAGCCAUUUAAAAAACUCGCAGGUUGUGUUUUAUUAGGUCUAAAGCCACUCGCGCUGCGCGCUCGUGGCUUUAAACCUAAUAAAACACUCCUGCUCGUUUUUUAAAUAGUACGUAAAAUACUUAGAACUAUCCAGGAAUCUUUAAAAUUGAAGCCUUUUGAGAACUAUCCAGGAAUCUUUAAAAUUGAAGCCUUUUGAUAAAAAAAAGGUAUUUUUCUUGCUAAUUUUCGCGCAAAAACAAACUUUUGACUGAAUUUCCCGCUCCUCGAAACUCUCCCUAGUCCUUUUAAAAGUUAAUUUAUAACGCGCGGCUCCCCUGCUUGGCUUCAACCAAUCAUAGGACUUGAUCACUGGAGUUAUCGUUCCCGUUUACUUAGAGUUCACUGAUUCAAACAAGAACGGCUGUCGCCAUCAAUAGAGGCUUGAUUGAUUUCCGAUUGGCGUACGUGUCGCUUGCUCAAGCUUUUCUAUUAUUGCAAAUUCGACUAAAUGUUGCUAACUUGCUAUAUAAACGUUACAUGCAUUCAAUAGACCAUUUUCGAAUUAUGUUCUAGUUGUCAAGAACAGUAGAUAGAUUUAGAAGAAACGAUGCGACGUGAAAAUGACGUACAUGUGCAUCUCGUGUUUACUUCCGGUUUUGAUCUUGUCUUUUUCUAAGCAAAAUUUUGUUCACUUGUCGCCCGUUCAUUUUUGUAUUGUUUUCAAUCGGGUUGCCAAGAUAUGUGCCUAUUUGUAAUAUAAGUGGGAUAUAACACGUAAUUUGAUUGGCUUAUGCGCGUGCAUUUAUAACGUCAUAAUGCACUGUCUUGAUUUUUCAAAGAAAACAAGAAAGAAUACGCCAAAAAUAAAGGACAACGGGACAAGAAAGGCAGCUGUUUUUGAGUCUGAAUUGGACUAUAGCCGAGAAGAGCUACAGAAAUAC
This is a messenger RNA of Paramuricea clavata, 6869 nucleotides long. NCBI's taxonomy places the organism in Eukaryota, Metazoa, Cnidaria, Anthozoa, Malacalcyonacea, Plexauridae. The record is from the annotation of a GenBank genome assembly.